AAUCAGCUGUCAGAAAGAACAUAAUCACGUAAAAAACAAAAUUAUUUGUGUCUUUAGAUAAUUCCCGUCAAUAUGGCGGGGCAAAAUCCGGGCUCACCUACUGACUUCCAAUAUUUUUACGAAGAUGAAGUGUAUAAAAUUAACAAUCGCGGCCAAGUUGUAUUUGGUCUUGUACUUGAAAACUAUGAAGCUAACUCCAGCGAUCAGGAAAGCGACAUUGAAACACCUAUACAAAAAGGCGAAAUUCGUGUCGUAUGGCAUCCUUCGGGAACCGAACGAGUAAUAUCCGAGAAGUCGGUUGGCCUUGCUGACCGUUCUUUGAUGCCUGGCGAUGUGGUACGCCGCCUCAUAGCUGGCAAGGACACGCAGCGUGGAUACUGUCGUGAUAUAAUCAUGACUGCAGCACUGCAGAUUGUUGGUACCAAACAUGUCAUUCCUAAUGUCGCAAGUGAGAGGCUACAACCACUGGAAGAAUUCACACCAGACCUGGCAGUAUGCCUAGACUCCUGGGUUGGAACCUCCAAGGCUGUGCAUAGUAAACUACGUCUUGUCUCAGCUGAUGGUUCUCGUCUUGAAUACCCAGACCUAGACAGUUGUCCUCUUGAAGACUAUUCAAUGCGACGACGACGGUCAACACCCUAUUCGUCAUCAGAGUUUUACCCCGGGCAAGUUGUGUAUGGGCCAUUGGGUUCCUUGGAUAGUGCCAAUUGGCUUCACGUCACAAAAGAAAUGAAAGCCGCCAGAAAACAUAAAAUGCACGAUCAUAAGUUCACUGUGGAGGCAGUAGUGACAGAGAGUGUAAGUGUGCAUUGGCAGUGCCGAGCACUUUGCACUCACCCAACUGACGCGUCAGCCCCACAGCAACCAAAGUUUCUUGUUGAAGGUGAAGACUUGAAGAACCUGAAGCUGCUCAAUGUUUUUGAACCCUGUACACUGCAGGUCGGCGACAGAAACUUCCUUACUAUUGGUCCAGAAGAUACUUUUGUCAGUAAAAAGCAGUGGAGGAAACAACAAAGCAAGUAUAUUCUGCAUUAAAAGGUUGCUUUAUUGAUGCUGAUAUUAAAUAUUCGGGCGUGGUUCUGCUGAUGGUAAAAAAACAGUGAAGCCAUAGGAAAUUUUAAGCUGUGCAUGUGUGUUUCAAUGUAUUAAGUAAAAUAAAUAUGGAAUAAUUUUUUGUUAGAUCAAUAAGAAGAGGUUAAGCGAUUUUAAAUAAUAUAUAGCUUCUCAGCCAUAUAUAAUUGUUGGUGUGUUUAGUGAUUCUAUCAACAUUGUCUCAUAAAUAUGCUAGGACUCUAUAGAAGGUGCUGUAGUCAAAGUAUCAACAGAUUCUAUUAUGGAAACAAAACUACUCAUAUUCUCAAUACAUUAUGUUGGCUAAGUGCCAAAAAAAAUCAUAUAAUCUGGAUUCCGAUAGUAGGCAUAGUGGUUGAGUUGAGUAAAAUGUCCAGAGUUUGAGUGUGAGUGUAGUGAAUUAGGAAUGAAACUCAUCGCGCCAACUACCUAGCAUUUACUAAACAAGUUAGAGUAUACUUUGUACAACAUCCAUCCAUUACAGCCUAUAUAAGCCCACUGCUGAUCAUAGGCCUCACCAAUAGAUUGCCUUAUUUGGGGAUUUUGCCAUAGUCUACACUAUGACCGCUAGGCCAAGGGGGUUUGCAACCGCACUUUUUUAUUAUUUUGAGUUGUUAUCAGGAAGAUGUUGCUGCCAUUUUCUGCAUUUUAAUUUUCCCUCUGUCACUUCGUACAACACUCGGGACGAUAUGGGGUAAUGUGAUAUUAUUACUCCGCCACUACAUGGAUACUCCGGUUGUAUAACAACUUCCUAAAUUUUUUCUGUAUACUAUUUCUAAUAACUUUCUAAUGUUUCCUAUAAAAUGCAAUAUAUUAAUAUUGAAAUUGAGAUUGUUUUAACCCUUAAAUAUUGUGUGAUUUGUUAUGUUCUUGCACAGUGUUUGCUUUGGCUGGGAUAAUGCAUGUAAUUGUAACAAAGUAUAUAUAUCCUCAGGUAAACACUUCAGGAACCUUCGCAAACAAAGCAGACCAACUAAAAAAUCUAAGACGGAUGCGAAUGCAUCAGAACAUAUGCCUUCAAGACCUAAAAAGCGAGCGUCAUCACAUCGCAAGCUAAAGUCUACUGAUAAUGAAAUGGACGUGGAUACGAUAGAUGAGAAGUUGGAGUCCCUUGAUGAGGAACUGAAGACUGAUGUCAACUGUCCAAGUAUUAAAAUCGAACCAAGUGCAGAUGUUACUAUACCCAUAGGGAGUAGUCAGGAAGAUACCGCAACAGAAGAGAAGAAUGAUUCUGGCAUCAGGUAUGUACAUAUAGUAUGAAGAAUUGAAAUUUGAAGUGCAGUGUUUUUUUGGCUUAAAGUAUUACAAGAUUUUAAACAACAAAUUACUAAGUAUAUAAUUUAUUAUAAUAAUUCGUAUUGUUUUAAAAGUAAAAAAAAAACAUGUGCAGUUUACACGCCGUAGAAGUGAAAUCUUCAAAUGAAAUUAUAUAUAAAACAAAAACAUUUCACAGCAAAUUAUUUAUUUAAAUUGAUAAUUUGCAAUGUGGCAUAAACAUAACAUAAAAGUUUAAUUUUAUAGCAAAUAAAUGUUACAAUCCUUGUUUUUAGACAAAGUUUUAAAAGUUAUAUUAGCCUUUUUUUAAAGCACCGAACAGAGAAGGCCAAGAUAAUAGGAAACACUAUAUUGAGCUAGCUGUUCCCAGCGGUAUCACCCGUGUAUAUCACGCUCCGAGCCGCGAACAUGACACCUCGCUUAUUCUAGUGUUGUAUUAUUUAAAUUUUUCAUUAUCUCUUAAACUAUGCAUUCAAAUAACAUGCUAUAAAGAGCAAAGUUUAUCCUCAUAAAAUAUGCUUACUAUGCCUAAUAAUAACAUUCAUAUAUCACUUUUUAAUUUUCAAUAUUUUUUUGUCACAAAAUACCUUAUUGUAGCUUAUCCACUCAACCGUUCGCCCCGCGCGAGUGACUCUUGCCUGACUUGUCCGCGAAUUAAAUGUCACUAUUUUUCUACGACCGCGCGAGACAGUCUUAAAAAAAAAGAUUACUACUGAAAAACUACUAUUGCUACAUUCAAAUUAAAAUAAAGCCUGAAAAUAAAGCUUAAAAAUGGGAAUAUAAAAAAAAUCGUAUUUAUUUUUUAUUUCGAGUUUUACAAGAAAAGUGUAAUACUUACUGGAGACAAUUAUUUUAUAUUAUAAUAGUACAUGAUAUUCCCUUUAAAAUGGCACCAAUAUCAAUAACAUCUUAUAUACUCAAUAUACAUAAGUAUAUAAUGUUUACCCAAUAUAAAUUUGAAUAAAUAAGUAGAUAAAUG
This is a messenger RNA of Parnassius mnemosyne (clouded apollo), 3325 nucleotides long. The record is from the annotation of a GenBank genome assembly. NCBI's taxonomy places the organism in Eukaryota, Metazoa, Arthropoda, Insecta, Lepidoptera, Papilionidae.